ACGGAAGGGAACAGUAACCAAUAACAAUUUUCACGGCAGCGUUUUUAUUGUUAUUUUUUUUACUUUUAUUAACACCUUGGAACUCAAAAUAUUACUAAUGUAACUGCACAGCAUCACAUACUUACCACAGGCAGUGUUUAAUUCGCGUUGGAGACAGGACUUGGUUGAUAGAUGUUAUCAAGGUAACGCUAGCUAGCUGCUAACGUUAACUAACAAUGGCUAACUGUAGGCCUAUGGUUUUUCACACUCAAAUAGCCUCCAUUAUGGAAGUGCUAGCGAAUGCAGCCGUGGCAGAUAUCUGUAAACUCGUAGACGACGACUAUGCAGUCUUUCGUUUGGAAAUAACUCAAAGCCAGAAUGAAAAUAGGGCAUUGCGGAGGAAACUACAGCUAUUUGAACUGAAGGUGGCACGGGAGCGCGCAGAGAGAACAACGCGAGAACGCGUCCUCGCCAGUCGUCCCAGUGGUGUCAAGAUCCUCGACCGAUACAAAGGAAUGGGAAGAGGUGAAGGACAUCUCACUGGAGGCCACAGGAGCUUUGUGAAGCCAGCGGGACACAAUACAUGGACAGAUGACCAACCAAUCAAUGUUGAUGAGGGGAGUGGAACCUCAACCCAGCACGUUAUUGUGAUAGAGCCUGCAGAUGAAAAUGCGGCAGCUCCUGGUGUCAAGCUGGAGAGGACUGAAGGAGAGGAGGACCCACGGCACCAGACUGGAGCAGCAGCUGGAGUGGCGCCCCCUGUAGCCACUGAGGAACUCGCCGCCACCACUGUGCCCCAGGCCAGGACCCGACGCAGGAUCACGGAGGAGGAGGAGGGUCCAGAGGUGCUGCUGAUGAAGGAGGAGGGGUGUGAGGAGGGUCUGGGGAACCCUGAGGGGACCAUGGUCAUGGAGGACAACCAGACUACACCUCCUCCUGAACCCACAGAGGAACCAGCUGAGCAGCACAGGACCACACACAGUCACACUGAGUCAGUAGACAUGGAGGAUGGGAAGCCUGAUCUGCUGCUGGUCAAAGAGGAGACAAUAGAGGACGAACCAGAGAACAUUGAUUUGCUGAGUGGACUAAAGAUGGGGGAGCAAGGUGAUUGGCUGGAGGAUAACAGGGGAGACUGGGUGGCCAUCUUGGAUUCCCAGACCCAGACUGCAGCAGCCAAGGGCCCAGGGGACAACAUCACUGAGCAGGCCAGGACCAGAGGCGAGAUAGUGGAGGUCAGUGGAUGGGACAGCAUCCUCAACUCUGGGCUGGGGAACAACACUGUUAACCGCAACCAGAAACAGACAGUCGAACACAAAACAACAUCCGAACUUAGUCUCCAUGACAACAGACUGGCUGAGACCAGAACGAGGCGUAGAUUUGGUCUGCAGGGACAGGGAGGUGUCCGUAUGAGAACAGACAUGGACUCGGUUAGCAAUGCUCCAUCCUGCUCCUAUAGUUGUGAUUCAGAGAGACUGAUGGCGCCUCAGGUUAAACCCAUAACAGGUGCUGCCUUCAGCCUGCCUUCUAUAGGAUCUAUCAACUGGAACAUGGACCCUGCGACAACACAGACACUCCCUGGCCUUCAUCCUCCUCACACUCUCCUAAUGUUAAACCAGACCUCAGACAAUUCCAGUGCCUCAACACUAAAUGGCUACACAAGCCCAUUGACAAAUGACAAUAGUAGAGACGGAAUCAGUAAAGCUGGCAGUGCCAAAGAAAAGCGCUUCCCGUGUUCGUUCUGUGGGAAAGCCUUCAGUUUCCCCAAACAGGUAGAGAUCCACAAGAGGAUGCACACAGGGGAGAAACCAUUCGGCUGCCACCUGUGCCAGGCCAGUUUUUCUCAAUCGUCCAGCCUGAAUAGGCACCAGAGAGUCCACACAGGGGAGAAACCCUACAGCUGCCCCCAGUGUGAGAAGAGGUUCUCGCGCCAGCACCAGCUGAAGAUGCACCUGAAGGUCCACACAGGAGAGAGGCCAUUUGCCUGUGCGCACUGCGGGAAGAGGUUCUCAGAGAGGAGCUACCUCAGGAUACACCAGCAGAAAAUGCACACGGCCCAUGUAUAGAGUAUAGUGACAUGUAAUGUAGUACUAGUUAGUUUGUUUGUAGUUAAUUCUGUUGGUUUUGGAUGUAGUAGGGAACUGGAUGAGAUGAACUGAGGAAAGAAUGAGUAUAAUGAGGCAGAGUAGAUGAUAUGGUGAUGGUUGGUGUGAUGGUGUCUGUAAAAAUGCUUCACUGAUGAAAAGUGACAAUCCUGUCCUGUUGUUUGAUGCUGGUGUUUUAUUAUGAGUGCCUUCAUGUUUACUUGACAUAAAGUAGUGAAGAUGUGUGUAAUGUAAUGUUGAACCUUUUCCAAAGUAUUCUAGUUACCAUAGUGAGAAAAGUUAUUCUACAUGUCACGUAUCGUUUUGUGCAAUAAAAGUACUGUACUUCACGUUAUGUGAGUGUAUGACCAUUUUGUUGAAAUUAAAUACAAAAUGGACUGUG
Coregonus clupeaformis (lake whitefish) is the source of this 2463-nucleotide messenger RNA. Its product is annotated as sal-like protein 4. The transcript has 6 exons. Gene Ontology annotation, cellular component: nucleus. Lineage: Eukaryota; Metazoa; Chordata; Actinopteri; Salmoniformes; Salmonidae. The coding region runs from base 216 to 2042 and encodes 608 amino acids. The record is from RefSeq and is a predicted model, not a curated record.